Penicillium roqueforti is the source of this 2157-nucleotide messenger RNA. RefSeq lists its product as uncharacterized. The transcript is spliced from 13 exons. Lineage: Eukaryota; Fungi; Ascomycota; Eurotiomycetes; Eurotiales; Aspergillaceae. Bases 1 to 2157 code for a protein of 718 amino acids. Gene Ontology annotation, molecular function: ATP hydrolysis activity; monooxygenase activity; iron ion binding. The record is from RefSeq and is a predicted model, not a curated record.
AUGUCAUCGCCAGAACCUUCGCAGGCUUUCGGCUUAUCACAAGGCUUCACUACGAAACUCGCCAUUUCCAGUCUCAUUCUCUUAGUCCUCUACUGGACCUCAAUUGCAUUCUACAAUGUAUAUUUCCACCCACUAGCCAAGAUUCCCGGUCCGUUGCUCGGACGCGCACCUCUACUAUGGCGAGUCAAACACUCAAUGGGAGGAAGAUUCCACGUCGCCAUCGACAAAGCACACAAAAAAUACGGCGACAUAGUCCGCGUCUCACCCAACGAACUCUCCUUCGCCUCAGCCGAAUCCUGGAAAUCCAUCUACGGCCACCCGGUCGGGGGAACAAUCACAAUGGUGAAAAGCGAGUUCUACGAGAUGUUCGGAUCAGGUUUCGACUCGCUGUGUAUUGCCUCAGAGCGGAACCGCGCGUUCAUUCCCGAGUCUAUUGUGCAGAGUUGUAUAGAUGGGUUUAUUGAGAAGGUAGGGGAACGGGGGACGCGAGAGGAGGGGUUGGAUUUGAGCAAGUGGGUUGAGAUGUUGGCUCUUGAUAUCGUUGGUGAGAUGGCUUUUGGGGAGAGUUUUCAUUGUAUUGAGAAUGGAAAACCUCAUCAUUGGAGUGAGAUGGUGACAUCUCAUGUCUUUAUCGCCACCCUGGUCGAUAAUCUUCGCCGUUAUCCGCUCUUUAACUAUAUCGGGGUUUUCAUUCUCCCUAAACUGACGUUUUCGGUACGGAAUCGGCAUUCGCAGUUCAGUCGUGACAAAGUCGCGCGGAGACUUGAGAGUCAGUCAUCUCGAAAAGACUUCCUCACCAAUCUCGUCGACAAGGUGAAGAACGGCGAGGUUGGGAAGGAAGAAAUGACUGCACAUGCCUCUACUCUAAUCAUCGCCGGAGGAGAGUCAGUAGCGACCUUCCUAGCCGCUACUACCUAUUACAUCCUUAAAAGCCCAUCCGUGCAUGCGGAGCUGUGCAAGGAAACCUGCGCCAGCUUCGACAAUCUAUCUGAUAUCAACGCCACGGCUGCGCAGCAGCUACCGUACCUCCAAGCCGUCAUCUCAGAGAGUCUACGCAUCUACCCGUCUGCAUCCCAGGGCUUUCCGCGUCUGAGUCCCGGGGCGGAAAUCGGUGGCGUGUAUAUUCCCCGUGGGACGGAAGUCUACACCAGCGCCUGGACAGUCACCCACGAUCCACGAUACUUCCACGACCCUUAUGUCUUCAAGCCCUCACGCUGGCUCGAUCCCGCUUGCACUGAUCUUAAAGAAGCUAGCCAGCCGUUUUCCCUUGGUCCGCGUGGCUGUCUAGGUCAGAAUUUUGCAUACGUGGAAAUGUGUAGUAUUCUUGCUAAAUUGUUUUAUACCUUUGAUCUGGAAUUGCUGGACUCCGGACUAGAUUGGGAAAAGGAGAGUAGGAUGCACGUUAUGUGGUGGAAGCCGUCGCUUCCUGAAUCUACAGAUUAUUCGAUUACUUCUGACUGGUAUAACGCUGCAUUCGCAUUCUCCAAGAGAGGCACAGCAACUCUCACACUAUAUAUAUUGCUCGAUGGCCACGAUAUCACGUCUCUAAAUUUACAAUGGUUACGCCAACAAGUCGCGAUCGUUACGCAACAGCUCACUCUCUUUGCCACGACAGUAUUCGAAAAUAUCAGGUUUGGUCUGAUAGGUACUGGACACGAAAACUCCCUUCACGCUGUAAUAGAAAAGCUUGUGUUUGACCCCGCAAAGAAAGCGAACUGUUUUGAAUUUAUCUCCGCCUUGCCGGAUGGAUUCGAUACUGAUGUUGGCGAAAGAGGCUCAUUACUUUCAGGUGGACAAAAACAGCGAGUGGCCAUUGCACGGGCUAUUAUCAGCAAUCCAAAGGUCUUGCUACUGGAUGAGGCUACUUCAGCUCUAGAUGCCCAGGCCGAGCGGUUGGUACAGGCGGCGCUUGAUGUUGCUGCGGAAGGCCGGACAACAAUCACAAUCAGUCACCGAUUAUCUACUAUCACUGAGGCAGAAAAUAUUGUUGUUAUGUCUCACGGACGUGUUGUCGAGCCAGGAACCCACAACGACCUACUUGAGAAACGAUCGAUGUAUUACGAGUUAGUGGAGAAGCAGCGCAUGUCGACCGAAAGGAGUAUCGUAAUCAGCGACGCAAAGUCUGCCCUCGAAGCAGACCCUGAGCUUCUGACCUAA